Molecule: messenger RNA, 1297 nt
Organism: Culicoides brevitarsis
Lineage: Eukaryota; Metazoa; Arthropoda; Insecta; Diptera; Ceratopogonidae
Product: BTB/POZ domain-containing adapter for CUL3-mediated RhoA degradation protein 3
Exons: 2
Coding region: 96-1004 (302 amino acids)
Biological process (GO): protein homooligomerization
Molecular function (GO): protein binding
Source: RefSeq, a predicted model, not a curated record
GAAAUGAUAAAUCCAUCAAAACAAAAAAUUUCUAUUGGAAAAUCGGGAGAAAAAGGCUUUUCAAGAGGUUUACGGACGGAAAUUGAGGACAAAAAAUGGGCAGUGAGGAAGUGAGUAACGCGCUACAGCAGCUGAAACUGGAGAACAAAGGCGGAAAGUACGUCAAACUGAAUAUCGGAGGAUCUCUGUUCCAGACGACAAUUUCUACAUUGACCAAACAUGAUUCCAUGUUGCGCGCGAUGUUUUCGGGUCGCAUGGAGAUCCUAACAGAUGCCGAGGGCUGGAUUCUGAUCGAUCGUUGUGGCAAACAUUUCGACAUAAUUCUCAAUUUCUUGCGUGAUGGAAGUUGUCCGCUGCCGGAACACAAUUUAAAGGCGUUGCACGAAAUUUUGGCCGAGGCAAAGUAUUAUUGCAUCACGGAAUUGGCGGAAAUUUGCGAACGAACGAUCUUGAAGAAGCAACAACAGAACGAAGUUGAGCCAAUUUGCAACGUUCCGCUCAUUACGUCGCAAAAAGAGGAACUUUAUCUGAUAUCGACGAGCACGAAGCCCGUCGUGAAGCUGCUAAUUAAUCGACACAACAACAAAUAUUCCUACACAAAUGCCAGUGACGACAAUUUGCUGAAAAACAUUGAAUUAUUCGACAAACUCAGUUUGCGGUUCAGUGGGCGCGUGCUGUUCAUCAAAGACGUAAUUGGCUCGUCGGAGAUUUGCUGCUGGUCUUUUUACGGCAAUGGGAAGAAAGUGGGCGAAGUUUGUUGCACAUCGAUCGUUUAUGCGACUGACAAGAAACACACAAAAGUCGAAUUUCCCGAGGCGAGGAUUUUCGAGGAAACUUUGCACAUUUUGUUGUACGAAAAUCGACUGGAGCCCGAUCAGGAACUCAUGCAAGCCACAAGCACGCACGGGUUUAUCUCGAAAAAUUCCUACACGAGCGACGAGGAGGAGGAACGAACGUCGGGUCUUGCGCGGUUGCGUUCAAACAAGCAAAAUAACCCAACUUGAUUGACAUUUUUGUCGUCGACCACCACCAAAAAGAAGUAAAAAUAACGGGAAAUGUUGAUUUUUCCGGGAAUUUCUCUUGUAAAUUAAUCACUGCUCGUUAACUGUCCAUCUUACUACUAAAAAAAAUCGGAUAAUCGUAAUUAUUAAUGAAUGUCUUUUGACAAAAAUUGGAUAUUCUUCAUAUCAUAUGUCUUUGUAUAACAGUCUAUUAUAUUGUAUGGUAGAACAAUUUUAUCUACUUUUCUACGCAUUUCUUUAGUUUUUGUAAUGAUAUGAAUGAAAAACUUUGUAAA